AUGUCUACACCUUCUUCGCGCCGGUCCGCACACAGCGUCACACACUCACCUAUCGACCCACCGAGACUCAAUUCACAAUCACCUCACACGCCCAGCAGUGAACGCAACUUUUCCCCCGCGGAACCGAAGUCAGACCUGCUGCGCAGCGUCCUGGAAGCCCGGAGGGCCAAAGAUGCCCCUCUUACCCCUGGGACGGACCCCAUGCCACUGCGCCGUCCAGCAACUUCUUCGAAUGCCACUCCGACGCCUGCAGCUAGACCACCCAGCGAUCCAUGGCUUGAUGCCGCCGCACUCUCGGACGAUGACGUGCCACUACCACCACGACGGCACAGGCGCCGUCCCAGCGAAGGUGGUGGCCUGGGACAACAUCGUCUCCCGACCCAGCGCGAGCAGCAGGCGGAGCUGGAAACCCUGAAGACGAAACUCUUCAACCUGAAUCUGCAGAGCGAGCUCCUGAAGAAGCAAAACGGGGAGCUCAAGGAUAAACUCGACAUGGCUAACCAGCGUAUCGAGGAACUGGAGCCUUUGGAAGGGGAGAACGCAGACUUGCGCCGGGUGAAUGAGAAGCUGAAGAAGAGGGUGCGGGAUAUGCAGGACAGGAUGCACGAGUUGGAAGCGAGCAAUGAGGAGAUUUUGGAGAUCCAGACAGAGGCCGUGGGUAAUAUGGAGGGGUUGCAGGCGGGCAUUGAGGAAGCUGCCGACACCAUCAUCCGGUUGGAGGAGGAGAAGGAUGCGUUUCAAAGGGAGAUUGCUGCCCUGAAGCAGCAGCUUGAACAUGCGAGGAAGGACGGCGGUGACCGUGGAGCUGUGCCAGCGCGGAUUUAUAGCAUCGACGAGUCUAGUAGCCCUUCGACUGCGCAUUUCGACUCGGAUUACUACAGCCAACCGGAAUCUCCGCAGGUGAAGGGCAAGAACAGCAAGGAGGGCCUCUCGUUCGCGGAUCGCGCAGCUAGACUUAGCGCCGCGAAACUCUUGGACGUCAACGUGAGGAGCAAGCAGUCGAUGCAGAGCAUGAAGAAGCGGCUCUCGGAUGCGUCCUUGAAGAACACGAGGUUGAGUUUGGUCAUCCCAACGGAGGCGGAUAUCCCCGAGUCACCUAUUUCUACCGCUCGACCUGCAACGCCUGUGCCGAAUCGUCGGCAGAGGGUGCCUGAACAGCAGCAGCGCCCGCGGAAUGCAAGCACGGCCUCAAGUAUACGCUCGACGUCCUCGCCACGCACGCCUUCCGUAGGUACGACAGCCGCACCCGACGGACUGAGAGGUAUCUACCGCGAACACCGCGCGACGAAGGCACAGCAGCAUGCGUCUUCCGGCCUGAGGCGAUCGUCGAGCUCGAACAGCUCGACACCGUCUCGCCAUGCCCACCCCUCAUCAAAAUCCCCAUCCCCAUCCAUUCUCUCCGAAACCGCCUCCAUUGCCACGUCUUCAGCACUCUCUAUCCCACCUCCCCCGUCCAUCCUCUCAGAAGAUACCCUCCCCGUCCCCGACAAGGAGAAAUGGUGGCGCGACGUGCGCGGCGUGCGAACCAUUGCACCGCAAACUGGGUCUGGGACUGGGACCAGGCGCAAUAGCCCUACGCCCGCUCAGAUGCAGACGCAGCGACUGCGCAGUUUGCAUGUCGGCGCGAGUCCGGACCAAGGGAGGCACGUCGAGGAGACGAAUUUCCUGUUCAACCCUGCGGAGGACGAAGAGGAGUUUCUGGAGAAGGCGAGGGGGUAUGGUGGAAGGGGAGGUGUGCGUUGA
Messenger RNA from Westerdykella ornata, 1743 nucleotides. RefSeq lists its product as uncharacterized. Lineage: Eukaryota; Fungi; Ascomycota; Dothideomycetes; Pleosporales; Sporormiaceae. The transcript has a single exon. The record is from RefSeq and is a predicted model, not a curated record. Bases 1 to 1743 code for a protein of 580 amino acids.